Molecule: messenger RNA, 1328 nt
Organism: Egretta garzetta (little egret)
Lineage: Eukaryota; Metazoa; Chordata; Aves; Pelecaniformes; Ardeidae
Gene: RNLS
Product: renalase, FAD dependent amine oxidase
Exons: 9
Coding region: 1-1251 (416 amino acids)
Cellular component (GO): extracellular region
Molecular function (GO): oxidoreductase activity, acting on NAD(P)H
Source: RefSeq, a predicted model, not a curated record
AUGGUUAUCGACCUGCUACACCACUUGGACACACACAAGUCCAUGGGGAUGGACGGGAUCCACCCAAGGGUCACCCAUUUAGGGGAUGAGGGAAAGGCGGUGGAUGUGGUGUACCUGGACUUUGGUUUCAUCGCUUUUUCAAGCAUGCCACGCCUGGCUGAAAAGAUCAAACUCUUCUUUGCGCUGGCUCCGCUGUACACCUUUUGCCGGGCCAAAGGGCCCGUGUUGAAGAUAGCGUUUUUACCCGUGGUGCUGAAGGCAAAUGCGGGCGGGACCCUCUGUGGCUGGCAGCAGCCCGCGCGCCUGGUGUGCUGCGCGGAGGAUGCGCUGCCAGGGGUGGCUUCUGCGGCGCCGCGCGGGCACCCACGGGGCCUGGGGAAGGCGCCCGAGCCAGAAACCACGCAACACAAAAUGAACGACGCGGCGUCAUUGCCAGAGCAUCUCGGCUUCUACGAGGAACUUCUGUCUGAGGGCAUCCUGCAACCGCUGACUGCGCCCAUUGAAGGCAUGGUAGUGAAAGAAGGCUCCUGCAAUUACAUGGCGCCCCAGGGCAUCUCCUCCGUGGUCAAGUAUUAUUUAAAACAGUCGGGCGCAGAUGUCUUCUAUGAACAGCACGUAACUCACAUCUCUCUCAGAGAUGGGAAAUGGGAAGUCUCCAGGAAAACGGGACCGCCGGAACAGUUUGAUAUAGUUAUUCUCACAAUGCCUGUUCCACAAAUUCUUCAGCUGCAAGGUGACAUUGUAAACAUAAUUAAUGAAAGUCAAAAGCAGCAACUGGAAUCCGCGAGCUACUCCUCCCGCUACGCUCUGGGGCUGUUUUAUGAAGCUGGUGCCCGGAUUGAUGUCCCCUGGGCUGCAGCGUACAUCGCCGAUAAUCCCUGCAUACGCUUCGUCUCCGUCGAUAACAAGAAGCGCAAUAUAGAGUCUCCUGCAAUCGGACCCUCAGUUGUAGUUCACACGACUGUGACGUUUGGAAGCGAGCACCUGGAUUCGGACCCUGCAGAGGUGCAGCAGCUGAUUCUCAGUCACCUGGAGAGGAUUGUGCCAUCCCUACCCAAACCAGCCAGCGUCAAGUGUCAGAAAUGGAGAUACUCUCAGGUUACAAAAGCUGUGCCCAAUUGUCUGGGACAAAUGAUCCUUCAUACUGAACCUCUCCUGAUUUGUGGGGGCGAUGGAUUUACUCAUUCCAACUUCGAUGGCUGCAUAGAUUCUGCUAUGAGCCUUGCAGAGGCUGUGAAGUCUCAUUUAUAGCAAUUUCAAAGUCAGCUGCUAAUCUUAGUCUGGAUUUAUGAUGAGUUUUACUACGGCGGAUUGAAUUCUAACUUAGC